Molecule: messenger RNA, 6188 nt
Organism: Maylandia zebra (zebra mbuna)
Lineage: Eukaryota; Metazoa; Chordata; Actinopteri; Cichliformes; Cichlidae
Gene: prkg1b
Product: protein kinase cGMP-dependent 1b
Biological process (GO): protein phosphorylation
Molecular function (GO): ATP binding; cGMP-dependent protein kinase activity
Source: RefSeq, a predicted model, not a curated record
CAGCCUGCAGCAGGAGGAGCGGGGGGAGAGCAAGGCUGAUGUUUCACGCCGUGUGUUUGCGUGGAUUCGCUUCUGCGGACGCCGCUGUGCUGACCCAGCCUUCCUCCGGACUUCACGCGAGGACCUGUGGAUUCUUCACUUAAACUUUGUUCCACGCUGUCGUCUCUCUGGUCGUCUCUCAUUGAUCAGAUGUUUCCUGGAGGUACAGCUGCUUCUGCAGGCAGGACGCUGAGAGCUGGUGAGUGUCUGCUCAGGUUUCCUCUCACUCAUCUCCACAUCUGCUCAGAUGAAACAGGGAGGAUGUGAGGUCACACCCUGAGGACCAAACGUUUCUCCAGUUGCAUCAUCAGGAAUUUUGUUUUCCUUGGUGGACCGAGGAACUCAGAGAACUUUAAAGACUUCAAUGGGAAAAACCCGAAACUGCCACAAAGAAGGAAACUAUCCUAAAACCAGAACUAGGUGUUUGCUCUCUGGUGAACCCCAUCUGAGGAAUUCAGGGAGACCCUGGAUGUUCUUCAGUACAUACUGAGAAGAAAGUGAGUGAAACUAACGACACACCUGAAUUAUCCUCCUGGAAGAACCUGCAGCAUUACCUCAGACAAACCUCAGUGAGUUGCCAGACUCAACGGUUUUGAGGGAGGGAUGUGAAGAGAGCUUCUCAGACACUGAGCUGAAACCACAGGAACUACAUGACAUCCCAGGAGGCUUCUGAAGACGCUGAAAGUCUGAAUCUGAAGCUUCCUGAAAGUCUUUCUAAUUUUUUACGUGACCCCCGAGAAAUGCUGAAUGUGGCAGAAGAAACAAAGUAAGUGCGGGUGUACCAAAGAUCCUGGGUGUAAGAAUAUUUAAGAGUUGCUGUAACUGGUCAUAGACUAACACUUUGACCAAUCAGGAUGAGCACUUCAAGGAUCCUGAACAUCCAUAAAAACAGGAAACUCUGAGGAGGAGGUGCUGUGCAGGAACAUGACUUUUGGAAGUCAAAACUUUUAGGUGCUCAAAAUCCUCAAACACCCCAGAGGAUUCGAAGAGUCGAGUUCUUUAGGAGAAGAAGGUAUUCCAGUGGAACCUGGGGGCGUACCCCAGAUAGUUCAAAAGAACUCCUUGUGGAUCCCCUGAAGGACAGAUGGGGACCUUGCGGGACCUCCAGUAUGCCCUGCAGGAGAAGAUCGAGGAACUUCGGCAACGCGACGCCCUGAUAGACGAGCUGGAGCUGGAGCUGGACCAGAAGGACGAGCUGAUCCAGAGGCUGCAGAAUGAGCUGGACAAGUACCGCUCGGUGAUCCGGCCCGCCACUGCCCAGCAGGUCCAGGCGCAGCAGCAGAACCUCGUCCUGCAGCCGGACCAGCACCGCAGCAAGCGGCAGGCCAUCUCCGCUGAACCCACCGCCUGUGACAUCAGCGACCUGUGCCAUGUGACCCUGCCCUUCUACCCCAAGAGCCCAGAAUCGAAGGAGCUGAUAAAGGAGGCCAUCUUGGACAAUGACUUCAUGAAGAACCUGGAGCUGUCUCAGAUUCAGGAGAUCGUGGACUGCAUGUACCCGGUGGAUUAUGGGAAGGACUCGUGCAUCAUUAAAGAGGGUGACGUGGGCUCGCUGGUGUUUGUGAUGGAAGAGGGGAAGGUGGAGGUGACGAAGGAGGGGAUGAAGCUGUGCACGAUGGGACCGGGCAAAGUGUUCGGAGAGCUCGCCAUCCUCUACAACUGCACCAGGACGGCGACGGUGCAGACUCUGACCCAUGUGAAGCUGUGGGCCAUCGACCGGCAGUGCUUCCAGACCAUCAUGAUGAGAACCGGACUCAUCAAACACGCCGAGUACAUGGACUUCCUGAAGAGCGUUCCCACCUUCCAGAGUCUUCCUGAGGAAACUCUCAGCAAACUGGCGGAUGUCAUGGAGGAGACUCAUUAUUCGGAUGGAGAGUACAUCAUCAGACAGGGAGCCCGAGGAGACACCUUCUUCAUCAUCAGCAAAGGGAAGGUGAAUGUGACCCAGGGGGAUUCAGCCACCCAGCAGCCUGUACACCUCAGGGAGCUCGUCAAGGGAGACUGGUUUGGAGAGAGAGCACUACAGGGGGAGGAUGUCAGAACAGCCAACGUGGUUGCCACGGAGCCGGUCACCUGCCUGGUCAUCGACAGAGACUCAUUCAAGCAUCUGAUUGGUGGCCUGGACGACGUCUCCAAUAAAGGCUACGAGGACGCUGAACUCAAAGCCAAAUACGAGGCGGAGAACGCCUUCUUCUCCAGUCUGAAACUCACUGACUUCAACAUCAUCGACACGCUGGGAGUCGGAGGCUUCGGACGCGUCGAACUGGUGCAGCUGAAGAGCGAAGAGGCAAAGACGUUCGCCAUGAAGAUCCUGAAGAAGCGUCACAUCGUGGACACGAGGCAGCAGGAGCACAUUCGCUCUGAGAAGCACAUCAUGACCGAGGCGCACUCGGACUUCAUCGUCAGGUUGUACCGCACCUUUAAAGACAGUAAAUAUCUGUACAUGCUGAUGGAGGCGUGUCUGGGCGGAGAGCUGUGGACCAUCCUGAGAGACCGGGGCUCCUUUGAAGAUUCCACCACCAGGUUCUACACGGGCUGCGUGGUCGAAGCGUUCGCCUACCUGCACGCCAAAGGCAUCAUUUACAGAGACCUGAAACCCGAAAACCUCAUUCUGGACAGCCGAGGAUACGCCAAGCUGGUGGACUUUGGCUUUGCUAAGAAAAUUGGUUUUUGUAAGAAGACGUGGACGUUCUGCGGGACGCCGGAGUACGUCGCUCCAGAGAUCAUCCUCAACAAGGGUCAUGACGUCUCUGCUGACUACUGGUCUCUGGGUAUUCUGAUGUACGAGCUGCUGACCGGCAGCCCUCCGUUUUCAGGUCCAGAUCCAAUGAAAACCUACAAUGUCAUCCUGAGAGGCAUCGACAUGAUCGAGUUUCCAAAGAAAAUCACCAAGAAUGCCGCCAGUCUCAUCAAGAAGCUCUGCAGGGAUAAUCCUUCAGAGAGACUCGGCAACCUCAAAAAUGGAGUCAAAGACAUCCAGAAACACAAGUGGUUUGAAGGUUUUAACUGGGAGGGUCUGAGAAAAGGAACGCUGACUCCGCCCAUCACACCAGAUGUCUCCUCUGCGAUUGAUACGAGCAACUUUGACAGUUUCCCUGAAGACACAGAUGAACCACCACCAGAUGACAACUCUGGGUGGGACUAUGACUUCUAAAGUGGCAGCCAUCAGUUUACACCAACACCCAGAGCUUGACACUUUAUGAAGAAGACGAUGACUUCUCAGCGGGCUGAACAAAGGCUGCGUGGGCAUCUUGGUGAAAUAUCCUACCUGAAGUGAUUGUGUUGUUCUAAGCAUGGCUGUAAACUUCUAGGAGUCAAACGCUGAGGAUUUGAGGACCUAGUGCAUGGAAGUUCAUAAAGGGAAAUGGACUCCAGGCCUUUCCUUGGUCGAACUGGUCAAGCUGGUCUCUGCUAACAAGAGGAACCCACCCACCAUCACACCUGAGAGCAGGAAGCUGAAGCAGUUCAGGCAUCAAACAAACUGCCUCUUAACAUCACACGUUUGUUCUUUUUUCAUAUUAAGACAAUGUAGGAUGAUUUCUCGAGGCACUCGGGGCACGAAGUCAGUCCUACAAACAUCUUUUGCUUUGAGGGUGAUUUUCAGCAAAUAGAUAAAAGCAUGUUUUUAACUUUUACAACAGAAAUGAUGUCAGCUUUUAGAAACCUGUCGGGACCCCGGGAGGUUAACGGUACAGCUACAAAAAAGGAUCUACAGCAUAGAAAAAGUCAGUGAUGCCUCUGAAUAUCUCAUGAACCCAAAGAAGCCUGAUUCCUUGUUUGGCUACAGAUGAACUUUGGUCAUGUCCCUCCAACAGAAGUCAACGACCUGCGCAGCUCUAUCUUUAUGUGCCGUUUACUGCUGCAAGAGUUUCUGUCCCAUAUGUUGCUGUAAAACAACUUCUUUCAGCCCUCUGAAAUCAGGAAAUGAGUUUGAUUAACACAUAAACAAUUUCUCGUUACGUUAACCGGCUGCUCCUUCAGCCUGUAUACAGCAGCCAAGACUGUGCAGUAACUUCAUCCACACAAUACAGAAGAAAUAAUUGGAUGUUCCUUAGAGACAAAACAAAUGCCUUGAGUUAGUGACACAGCACAGGCCUUUUUGGAUCCUCAUUCAACCGACACGUUUCACAGGAAGUGAUGUUUACCAUAGAUCUGAUGUCUGCUUUCAUCAAAGAUACCUGACAUCUUGACAGUUCAACAAAAUCAUCCCAAAGUGUUUCUGGCAGCAAUGAACAAGGCUAGAUUACCAACCUACCAAAGUGGGGAACUUCUCCAAGGCCCCAGGUCCUCCGUGGUUCCACAGACCGAAGGACUUAUUUAUGAUAAUUACUUUUAGUAACGUCAACACAAGGUUACCCUGUGAGGACUUAAACCAGAAGCCCUCCUGCAUACUUCCCCUGUGACAGCAUCACUUUCACAAUCCGAGAACAACGUCGAGUCAUCCUUCCCAUACUUCCUGAAGACACUGAAGGCAUCAUAGUCCUGCUUUUCCUACAAGUGGAAAACUUGUGCUUCUCUCAAGUGGCCUUGAUAACUGACAGUUGAACUUUGACCCCCUCAGGGGGAGAUCACUCUCCUACUGCUUGCUGUUUGAUUAGGUGGUAGAUUUGGAAGGUUCUGGAGACCCUCACAGAGGGCUGGAGGACGGUUAUGUUCCUCUGUGGCGUGAAGAACCGCACCGAGUGAAAUAAAGACAAACUGAGACCGAACACACAAACCUGAGGUCACCAUGAUGCCUUCACUUCCUGUUUCAUUUUCUGGAACUUCAGAUCCAAAGACGGAUAGAAAGAAAACAAUGCUGGGCGUAGUAGCGAUCUUCACCCCCAAAGGAUGACGGGGUAGUGAUGCAAACAUUUCUUUAAGCUUUCCUUUCUGUCAUUCUUUAUAUUGUGAGUCUUUGAAUUGCUGCAUGAGAACUGAUGUUUUGAACAAUUUUCCAAGACUUCCUCCAUGUUUUUUGGACAUGAAUUAGACAGCGUGCUUUGAUUUCUUCUGAGCUGUUGGUCUGAAGACGUUUAAAACUGUGCAGGUUUCUGGAGUGUUUCCAUUUUUUUGCAAUGCAUCAAAACCUUUUUGUUCAGAACACGUUAGGAUGACGCGUCUACGACUUGGCGGUGGACAGGUGGAGAAAAAAUAGCUUCCGUUACGUCUUCAUGCUGACAGUAACUCCGUCACAAAGUGGACCUCUAGUAUUGUUGAGUUGAUGAGUCUGCAGUUUGUUUGCUUCCAAACAUGAGAUGAAAAGAUCAAAUUUGCAGUAAUUUAAAUUUGUACUGAUGACGUGUUUUUGUGGCCUUUUGUAAAAGCAGCUAACAGUCUCCAGUUUGUUAUGAAGUCUUUAUCUUCAGCAGUCGGAUUUCGCUGUGGUUUUUCUGUAGAAUGAUCAGUGAUGUGACGUCUGUGAGUUCUGCAUGACAACAACAGUAUGUUCAGUUUUCACCGGCAGAGGGCAGCACACAGUCAGACUUCCACAAAGUAGCCUGUGCUGGGCUUUUCCAGCAAAUAUUCCAGUGGAAAAACAUGAAGGUGGGAGUCCAGUGAGGGAUGGAGACCUCACUGAUGGUUUCUGGGAUGUGGAGAACAACACCACCUACGAGCCUCGCUAAUUAUCAGUAAUUUCCUAUUAUAUCUGAGUAGUUUGAAGUGGAGGACGACUUCAUAGUCUAAAAACCUCAAACUAGAAUUUUCAAUCACAGGUCAUACUUUACUCAAAACGGAGAAAUAUCUGUUUCCUCUGACUGACUGGCUCCAUCUGCUGGACAGAGCUAAAAUACUCCUGAUGGGGACAAUCAGAGUCCGACGACAAUAAAAUGCACAAAAUAAAUAAGACACGUAUUUGGACCAGAAGGAGAAAUAUUCAUGUUUAUAUCAAAGUCAUGAUGCUUUGUGUUUGUGUGAUGAAGCUCAAGUGUCAUUGGUUUAUUUGUAUAUACUGGGGAUAUUGUGUUUUGAUGAUGUUUUCAGUUGUUUGUUAUUAUUAUUAUUAUUGUUAUUAUUACCUUUGCUACAGUGGCUGUUGCAGUAGCUGAAGAAGCCUUCUGACUCUUUCCGUCUCUCAGUGGAAAAAGCUUUACGGUGAUGACUGUUAACAGAAAAACUCUUUGCCAAAGCUGCUCAAUCUGUUUAAAAAAAUAAAAGCUGUAAAAAAA